Molecule: messenger RNA, 5056 nt
Organism: Haliotis rufescens (red abalone)
Lineage: Eukaryota; Metazoa; Mollusca; Gastropoda; Lepetellida; Haliotidae
Product: phosphatidylinositol 3-kinase regulatory subunit alpha-like
Exons: 23
Coding region: 238-3159 (973 amino acids)
Biological process (GO): regulation of GTPase activity; signal transduction
Molecular function (GO): GTPase activator activity; protein binding
Source: RefSeq, a predicted model, not a curated record
GACGUCAUUGCCCAACAUGGCGGGUAGUAAGGUGCUUGCUUCCUGAAGUACUCAUAUACACAUUGUUUUUGCAGGUGAAGGAGUGAGUGAGUGAGGGAGUGUUGCUGUGCAGUAAGAUAUUCACCGGCAGGUCCCAGCAGGGAAUGGACUGCAGCUAGAAUCGGCAGGGUCACUUGGACAGCCUGAGGUAGCAGUAUUAAUAACAGUAUUCAGAGUGUGGCAGUAGAACUAGUUGCCAUGACGACGUUGUAUCUCUACAAGGCGUUACAUCGCUACAACCCGGAAGAACAUGAUCAUGACACUAGUUGUUACAUCAUGAUAGAUCCUGGUGAUAAUCUAGAAUUAACAUCAGCCGAUUUGGAUCAAACUGACGACAUCGAGGAGCCCCAAGGCUGGUUUCAUGGUCGCAAUUUGACCAAAGGGACAUUGGGGCAGUUCCCAGGUCACCCGUUCAUUGAGUUCAUCCGCAAGAUGCCGAUUCCGGCCAAGCGGCCAUCGUUGACCAAUGGACUGGACAACACCUGUGAUGACAGUGGCUAUGGCGGUACCCCUGGACGUCCUCCCAAGAUCCCCCAUCGUCUGGCUGAUGUCUACUUCGUGAAGCCAGUCUUGUGCAUUAACUGCAAUGACUACAUCUGGGGGACCACAAAAGUAGGGAAGAAGUGUGAAGCUUGUGGAAAGUGCUGCCACACUCUGUGUUCUGGGACUGUGAACAACUCCCACUGCACACGGGAGAAGACCACCAACCUGGAACCCACCCUGGAGUGUAGUCAGCCGCUGGAGAACUGGACCGUCAACCAUGUAAUCGAGUGGAUGGCAGCUCUCAACCUCUAUCGCUACGUGGAGCUGUUCCGAGAGAAAAACAUCGCAGGGCGGGACCUGAAGACCAUGGAUGAGGACAAACUCAUGGAAAUGGGCAUUAAGGACGAAUACCAUCAGAAAUCCAUCCUGGUGUGUAUAGACGAGCUGUGUGGUCAGAACUCGGACAAUCAACCAUAUGCCACCAGUCUUCCACCAGCCAACCAAUGUGUUGAUAUGGAAGCUGAUGCGUAUUCUGCAGCAUCAUCCGAACACCGAUUUGCUGAGUACAAUUUCUCUUCCAUGCAACGCUGUCAUCUGUGUGAUAAGUUCCUGUAUGGCCUGGUUAGACAAGGACUGCAGUGUCGAGAGUGUGGACUAUGUUGUCAUCGGUUUUGCUCAGCCCAGAGACCCACAGAGUGCAGUGUGCCCAAACUCGAGCAGCUACGGAGACCCAGCUUCUGUCAGAACUCCGUGUUCGGGAAUGAGUUGACAGAGGAGGUGACCAAGUCCCAUCUGUGUGUUCCCUGGGUGGUCGUCAAGUGUAUUGAAGACAUUGAGAACUGGUGUCAGGACCACAAAUCUGAAGCUUUAAGUGUGUACAGAAUAUCAGCCAAGACCGAGGACAUCAACGAAGUGAAGGCAGUCUUUAACAUCGGUGACACAAGUCAGCUGAACCUGUCGUCCUACAAUGUGCACUGUGUAGCAGGUGCCCUCAAGAAGUACCUGCGGGAACUGCCGAACCCCGUCAUCCCAGUAGAGAUGUACAGCGCCUUCAUCGGGGCAGCAAAAAACAAAGUGGAUAUCAUCAAGUCUCUGCUGGACCUGAUUGAAGAACUGCCGCCUCCCCACAAGUCCACGCUGGCGUACCUCAUGGGGCACUUCUGCCGUUUGUGGCGCUUCCAGCACGAGUCAGGCGUUGUGGACGGCCUUGACAAGUUGUCUCAUGUCUUUUGUCACAUACUGCUCCGGCCUCCCUGGGAAAAGAUCAUAGAGAUUGUCGACAACACAAAGACGCACAUUGACAUCUUUGAGGAGCUUCUGCGUAAUGGCAGUUGGGGCGAGGUCAUCCCCCCCAUCCCAUCACCGCCAGUCGUUCCCCCUCGUAUUCGGCCAUUGGAGCAUCCUGCAACUGUGAUGUCCCCUUUGACCCCGGAGGAGCGGGUGAAGGAGGCGGAGUGGUACUGGGGGGACAUCUCCCGGGAGGAGGUGAACGAAAAGCUACGUGACACCCCCGACGGAACCUUCCUUGUCAGGGACUCCGCCACGCCCGGAGACUACACCCUAACAUUGAGGAAGGGAGGCAGCAACAAGCUCAUCAAGAUCUACCAUCGAGACAAGAAGUAUGGGUUCGUGGAGCCCCUGGAGUUUAACUCUGUGGUGGACCUGAUCCAGUACUACCAGAACACGUCGCUGGCCAUCUACAACCGCACGCUGGACAUCAAGCUGCUGCACCCCAUCACCCGCGGCAUGGGCCCAGACAACGGUAUGACGGAAGAUGUGAGCAAGGAGGUGAACAACUUGAUCCAGAUUAACAAGGAAUACCUUGAGAAGACCACAUCCUACGACCGUCUUUACGAGCGCCACUCCAAAACAGCCCAGGAGCUUCAGAUGAAACACCAGGCACUGGAUGCCUUCAAGGAAACGCUGCUGGUCUUCGAGGAACAAAUGGACUUGCAUAGGAGAUUUCACAAAGAGGCAGCUCCACAUGAAAUCCAGAAACUGCACGAGAACCUGGAGCUGCUCAAGUCUCGAUGUCUGGGUAUUCAGGAGAGCAAGAGCGGCCUGGAGGUCGACAUCAACAGGAAGUCCAGUUACAACCGCUCACUAAUUAGUGAAAUGAACAGUUUAAAACCUGAAAUAAAACGUUUAUAUCGUCAACGAGAACAACUUAAAAAGUGGUUGAUUGAUCGUGGCAAGCAGGCAGACUUCCUGGACAAUCUGUUGGAAGGGAAGAAAGAGAGUGUGUGUGACCCCGCGCUGGAGCCGGAGUACAAUCUACCCAACCAUGAUGAGUCAAUGUGGCUUGUGCACUGUCAUCGGGAGAAGGCGGAGGACAUGCUGAAGAAGCGACCGGAUGGGACGUUCCUCAUCCGGCCCAAGAAGGAGGAGGGGAAUGUGCAUGUUUUGUCUAUUGUGUUUCGUGGGAAGGUUGGACACUGUAAAAUCUACCACAGUGAAUCAGGCUACGGCUUCGCGGAACCAUACUUCAUUUUCCAAACACUUAAAGACUUGGUGUCUCACUACCAUAAGACAUCGUUAGCUGAACAUAAUAAUGACUUGGAUGUCAACCUUAUGUACCCGGUGCGAGCUCCACCUCUUUCAUCAGAACCUGUGUACUUGCGAAUGCAUACGCCGUGAGUCCGUGCACUUACAAGUGUUGUGUGAAUGUGUAGAGUGACGGUCCACAUUGAAGAGGAGUUGUCUCCCCUUGUGUCAGCCAUUUUUUUGGAGGAUGUAGAACAGUGAGGAUGUGAUACCGGAGAGCUUUGAAGACAUGUCAGCGAGACAAUCCAUAUUCAGAAUGGCGUUUUAGCAUGCAAGUUUGUCAUGGAUCAGAUCCGAUGUGUUGGACAGGAUGUACGUGAACUCCAUUGGUGGCUAAUGGUGAAGCUGUGUGCGCAUCAAUCGCUUGACACAGUGCCCUCUGGGUACACUUUGUGAUAUUCUCAUAAAAAAAGUUGAACUAUUUUGCUAAAUGCUUUCACAACAUACUACUGAUGUUAUAUAUUGAGUGAGACUCUACAAGACGGGAACGCCUGUUCCCGCGCCCGUCAUAAUAACUACGUAUGCCGUGUUCUCCUAGAUAUGGACCCAGUGAUGGCCGACGUGUAGUGAUGCGUGGUCGUACAGUGAACGUUAUACAGGACAUCCACACCACACAAUAAAAUAUGUGAUAAACAAACUCGAGGGCCAGCCGACUGGGGGCAGCGGGGUGGCGGCAUCACGGCUUGAUGCGAGUGUAGAGGCUUAGAGAACUGUGUUCUAACUACUUUCAGGGAUCACUACGGUGCAAGCAGGCCCGACUCUCCAGCCGGCCGCAUCUUCACACAGUAACCAUGGUAACCUGUGGGUUCAGCUGUGGUCUCCCAGCUCUGCUGGACUCCUUUCUAACACUAUAUUUAUUGUAGACUCCCUCGGCUUUAAGCUGAAAUGUGUUCUUACCAAAAUACAGAGCACUUCUUGGUCUGUGUUCUUGCAACUGCUAGGUCUAUUUGUCCUGAGCCAGCUUCUCGACUGGUUUGUGCUAUCGUGUUCUCCCAUUAAACCUUCUGCAUGUAAAUGUGCUAACAAAAACUGACAGAAAUGGCAGACAAUUUGUCCCAGAAGCCAAAGAUUGCUUUGUGUUAAUUCAACUGGAUUCUUUAAGCCUGUGUUUCUGUUGUAUCAAACUGAUUUCGUAUUCAUGGAUUCAUCUGACAAAUGGCAUAUCAUUUCAGUUAUUAAAUAUUUGUUGACAAAAUGGACCAUAUUGCAUUCACAAAUCAACAAUAGAAGCUUCAAGAUGGAGUAAAUCAUAUAGACUAUUUUUACCAAAAUUUUCAUAUUCUAUUAAUAUAUUGUCAUAUUUCCUAUAUCAUGACUUUCCCAACAUGCUCUUUCUCCUCACAAAGAAUGACAAAGCAGUGCCUUUAAGUGCCAUCUAAUUUAUUAUGACAUAUUUAUACCUGGAAUAGGAACAUAAACACAUCUCUUUUAUUUUUCAAUAAAACAAUUCUUGAAAUUAUUUUUUCAAUGAUUCAAAUUUGGAUGAAAAUGAAAUUAAUUUCAAUAAAAUAUUUUAGAAAUAUUUGUAACUCAUGUUAAUAAUAUUGUCAAACAUGUGCAAUAAGAAAGAGACUUGUUCUAAAGCGAAGAUGAAUUGUGUAGUGUUUAAUGUUAAGUCAAUGGGCUAUAUCUGUGUCCUUCAACCUUUGUCAGAUCAUCAUCUUCUUGUGUUCAUGUGAGGGCCGCAUAAACCAUCUCUAGUCACCAAUCAUUGAUGCCACUUUUCACUUGCAGCAUAACUGCACUCGUAGUAGCCUACCCUUCAUCUCCAGCAGUGGGCUGGUCCUCCUCAGUGAUGGACAAGUCCAUGUUGGGAAAAAGGGGUGGUGGCUUGUUUUGUCAGUCUAUUACCAUGUACAUAGCAUAAUGAAUUCUACCAAACUGUUAUGCCUGCAGGACUUUCCCGCAUUGUGCCUCAAUCAUACUGUACAGGUAGCAUGAAGCUGAAUAUUAUGACAUGAUGAAGAUACAUAAAAUAUGUUGAAAUAAA